Molecule: messenger RNA, 2486 nt
Organism: Oryzias melastigma (Indian medaka)
Lineage: Eukaryota; Metazoa; Chordata; Actinopteri; Beloniformes; Adrianichthyidae
Gene: cdc16
Product: cell division cycle 16 homolog (S. cerevisiae)
Exons: 18
Coding region: 181-2037 (618 amino acids)
Biological process (GO): cell division
Molecular function (GO): protein binding
Source: RefSeq, a predicted model, not a curated record
UUGAGCCGCAUCGAGUUUUCUCCACGACAUCAUUUCCUGAAACACACGUUACAAGGAGAAGCCGCGGGUUUGAUUUUUCGCCGCUAGCAUGCUAGUUAGUGCUUUGUAGUGUUGUGCUUUUUCUAUAGUGAAGGAAUGACACAUUUAUAAAAUUUGGGAGAUCGACUUAAAAAGCUAAACAUGAAUCUCGACAGGCUCCGAAAGCGCGUGCGGCAGUACAUUGACCAGCAGCAGUAUCAAAGUGCUCUGUUUUGGGCCGACAAGAUAGCAUCACUUUCUCAUGAGGACCCCCAGGACAUCUACUGGUUAGCUCAGUGCCUUUACCUAACCUCCCAGUAUCACAGAGCCUCGCACGCCCUCCGUUCCCGAAAACUUGACAAGUUGUAUGGAGCUUGUCAAUAUCUUGCAGCCCGGUGCCAUUAUGCUGCCAAAGAGUUCCAGCAGGCCUUGGAUAUCCUGGAUCUAGAGGAGCCUGUUAAUAAGAAGAUGCUGGAGAGGAGUGGGAAGGAGGACAGCGAGGCAGAAUCCACUAAAGACUGGGGCAUGUCCCCCGCCUCUAUCAGCAGCUCCAUCUGCCUCCUGCGGGGGAAGAUCUAUGACGCCAUGGACAACCGACCGCUGGCCACCUCCAGCUACAAAGAGGCCUUGAAACUGGACGUGUACUGCUUUGAAGCUUUUGACCUUUUAACAUCCCACCACAUGCUGACUGCACAGGAAGAAAAAGAAUUCCUCGACUCACUUCCUCUGAGUCAGCAAUGUACCGAGGAGGAAGAGGAGCUGCUACACUUCCUUUUUGAAAAUAAAUUAAAAAAGUAUAACAAACCCAGUGACCUGGUGGUGCCAGAGAUGGUCAACGGCCUUCAAGACAACUUGGAUGUAGUGGUGUCUCUAGCCGAGAGACAUUAUUAUAACUGUGAUUUCAAAAUGUGCUACAAACUCACAUCCAUGGUGAUGGUGAAAGACCCCUUCCACGCCAGCUGCUUACCCGUUCACAUUGGAACGCUGGUGGAGCUCGGUAAAGCAAACGAGCUGUUUUACCUCUCCCACAAACUUGUAGAUUUGUAUCCUAACAAUCCAGUGUCAUGGUUUGCCGUUGGAUGCUACUAUCUCAUGGUUGGCCAUAAAAACGAACAUGCCAGACGAUACCUUAGUAAAGCCACCACUCUGGAGAGAACCUACGGCCCCGCGUGGAUCGCUUAUGGUCACUCAUUUGCAGUCGAGAGUGAACACGACCAAGCUAUGGCAGCAUAUUUCACUGCAGCUCAGCUUAUGAAAGGCUGUCACUUACCCAUGCUGUACAUUGGACUGGAGUACGGUCUAACCAACAACUCCAAGCUGGCAGAACGCUUCUUUAGCCAGGCUCUUAGUAUCGCUCCAGAGGACCCGUUUGUGAUCCAUGAGAUGGCUGUGGUUGCAUUUCAAAAUGGAGACUGGAAGACAGCAGAGAGGUAUUUCCUUGACGCAAUGGAGAAAAUUAAAGCCAUUGGGAAUGAGGUCACUGUGGACAAAUGGGAGCCUUUGUUAAACAACUUGGGUCACGUCUGUCGGAAACUCAAGAAGUACGAGCAGGCUCUGGAGUACCACCGUCAAGCACUGGUGCUGAUCCCUCAGCACGCCUCUACCUAUGCAGCGAUAGGAUAUGUGCACAGCCUCAUGGGAGACUUUGAAAGUGCUAUCGACUACUUUCACACAGCAUUAGGACUGAAAAGGGACGACACUUUUUCCGUGACGAUGCUCGGACACUGUAUCGAGAUGUACAUCGGCGACACAGACGCAUACAUAGGCACGGACAUCAACGACAAGGUGAAAGGUGACUUGAACACUCCAGCGCUGAUGAAGAUGCUGAACACGUCAGAGCCCAGCGAGACUCUAGCAACAUCGAGGCUGGAAGAGACUAAUGUGGCGUCGCUGGAAACCCCCGUGUCCAAUCAGGACAAGAUGAUGCUGGACACUCCUCUGCGGCUCUCGCUAACCUUAGAGAGCGACAUGUACGAGAGCGACGUGAUGUUGGAAACGCUAUCGGACACCAGCACAUGAUCUGAUCCUGACAGGAGGCGGAGCUGCUCUGAGCAACAGGUCGUCAAAUGAACACACUCUGAAACCCAAGGACAACACUCAGACCCACAACCUCAGCAGAUGUGUAGAUUCCCCCGUUUGUGCACUAUGGUUGUCUGAUCAGCAGCAGAACUUUGAGCAUGAGCCUGUGAUGUAAAGCACCUGCUGUACAGCAAUUUAGUUAGCGAGAAUGCACUUUAAAAGGAGAAAGAAACAGUUGCCUUGGGUUCAAAUGUUUUUAUUUUAAACCUUAGCUUAAAAGAUCCUCAAUUCACUUGAGAAAAGCAGCACAACUUUCAUUGAAGACUGGAUAGUCACUUACCUCUUGUGCCAGGACACUUGUUGCUUAACCUGUGGAAUUUCAGCCUGAGCAAAGACAUGUUUUGAUAACAGUUUAAAUAUUCCUACAAUAAACUGUGCAUUUAAAAUGG